CAAUCUGUCUCUGGUCUACUGCCAUCAGCCUGGUUAUAUGUGAUACACCUUUACCACCUUCGCUGUGUACUGGACAGCAAGCAAUGAUCGUGUGUUUACUCCGAGAAUUGCUGCUACUUCAUUCAUGAAGGGUGGUACACCCACUCGUUCGUAGUGAUCUGUUGGAAUGCAGAUUUUGUCCCCAUUCUUUUGUGUGAGCGCGUAUAUGUCAGUGCAAAGUUCUUCGAUUAUAAUUACCAAAGAAGGCUAGUCGAAGGUAAGCGACCGUGUCUUCCAGUUAGUCGACUUCGAAAUUUUUAUUAAAAAACAGCUGUGCUUCCGCUAUUCUAAUCUUGAAGGAAAACAAUCAUUAUGAAGAUAUAAACAACACUGGCCCAGCAAGUGACGUGCGGGGCGAUAACGUACUCGCGAAGUGCUAUGGUCUGCUGUGUUAUGUAUUAGUGUAUGAGAAUCAAAUUGAUUAGCGAGUAAAAGGUGCAAUGAAAUAACCUUUCUCGGUAGCAGUACCGUUCGAUUGUGUUGAGGGAAGUAACUUUGAAUUGUACAAGUUUGGCACAUUACGUCCACAGGACGGUUUUUGCAUAGAAAAUCAGUUCUUCCGUUGUUAGUACCCGCAGUUAAUAGGUAAACUUAUUCCAGCUUUAGAAAUUGAACGGGUCCAAAUGAGAUUUGUCGUGUGAAAGUUCGGUGUCAUAUAUGCAAGACUGGGUACAAGAACAGUAGUUUUAUUAACUCGACGGCGACGUCAGGCAGUAUCAGCGUCACGGCGCCAUCCAUCGUCAGUGUCGGUGGUGGCGGUGUAAGUCGCCGGGUAGCACAAGGUGACGAUUUAUCAUUACUGAAACAAACAAGCGAGACGUCUAGGUUGAACACGCGGCGUCGCAGGGAUGGCGGUGUCAAGAUUCAGUGAUGUAGACGAGUAUGGCUUCAAGCGGGAGCCGGAUUUCGACUAUCAAUCCUACGAAAACAUCAUGUCCAGCUACUACACGGUGCUGACGACACGUAGCAUAAGGUGGCAAAAGUUCGCCAAAGAUGGCGACAUCCUCACGAAUCCCCGCAAGCUCAAACGAUUCGUACGCAAGGGUAUUCCGGGUCCAUUGCGAGAAGAGAUAUGGAUGAAAUCUUCCGGGGCAGCCCGCCUACAGCAAAAGGAGCCGACCCUCUAUCAAACCCUGCUGCGGUACGAGUUCGAUCAGGAGAUUUCUGACCAAAUUAAAAUCGAUCUACCGCGGACGUUCCCGGACAACAUCCACUUUGAUCAGUACAAGCUGGGCCUGUACAACGUGCUCAUAACGUAUGCACACCACAACAAAGCGGUCGGCUACUGCCAGGGACUGAAUUAUAUUGCCGGCCUGAUACUGAUUGUUACCAAGAACGAGGAAUCAACGUUCUGGCUGCUCAAAGUACUGGUAGAGAACAUUGUCCCACUCUACCACACUAAGAAGAUGGAUAAUUUAAUCACGGAUAUCGAUGUGCUUAGUGAAUUAAUUAGAAUACGUGUACCUGAUGUGCAUAAACAUAUAGCUGAUUUAGGACUGCCAUGGCCUGUGAUAGCCACCAAGUGGCUCAUCUGUCUGUACGCGGAAGUGGUACCAACGGAAACAGCCCUCCGUAUAUGGGAUUGUGUGUUUCUUGAGGGGAACAAAAUUCUGCAACGCGUCGGUAUCAGUAUUGUGAUCGGUUUGAGGCGGGAAAUACUCGCGACGGACGACAUUUCUCAGCUGAUUGGCCUUUUCCGGGCCCUGGAAAAGAACACCACUCUAAUGGACUGCCAUAUGUUUAUGAGAAGUGUGUUCAAGGUACCCGGCAACCUAAAGCGGUCCCAGAUUGACGCUCUACGAAGGCAGCUGUACGAACAGAGGAAAGCAAGCAAACGGAAAGGUUCCUAGGGGUUGCAGGACUAUAUCCAGAAGAGAUAUAGACUGAACCUGGUGUGAACUAAUGCACACUUUCAUUAUAUGAACGUUACUCCCCAGCCUCGCAUAUCAGUCCCAUAUACAAAAUGAACAUGUUAAAAAAAGACGAUGCAAUAUUUUUGAUUACUUUUACUUCCCUCUGUUACCAGUUGUAAAUCCUGGUAUAAUUGCACAAAAUAUUUCAAUUGAAAUAUAUGUCGGGGUAAGCGUGAUAUAAAUAUAAAAAUUAUGUUAUGUUUUGAUGUUAAGCCGGCAAUGAAAAUAUAUGGGACUUAUGUGUGAAUCCUUUCAUCGACAAAGGCAAAAUUAUUCUCAUAUUAGUUCCACCCGUUGCUCUUGCGAUGUGUGACGUGCUGUAGUUGAGAGUAUUCUACAGUAGGCCUCCUCAUCUUUUCCGUAACAACGUUCGUUGUCUAACUUUAAACGCAAGUAAUAAAACUAGCUAUGGAACAAAACUACACUUAUGCUGCUAAUCUGUUAAGAUGAUAUAUUAGAAGGUGCUAAACAUUCAAUAAAUACUAAACAUGACGCGAACUCAAAGCCAUAGAAUAUUGAAAUUUAUGCCGUUAAAGAAGUAAUAAAAAUUAGAAAAAGUACAGUAUAAGUGACGUUACGACUGAUAAUAUUUAAACAAAUAAAUUUACAUUUAUCCUCUUAGACAGAUAAUCUCAAUGGAUCAUUCCAAGGAAGAAGACGCACAAACCUGUGGUGAGGAGCUUCGAAAUGAUUGUUUUGUUAGUAUUGGACCAAAAUUACAGAAAAAUCUGCCGUGAUAUCAUUUGGCAUAACUAUCAAGAAGUCGUCUCCAGUUCACUCGGUCCAUGGCUCUUUAUCGCCAACCUCGCACGGCACGAAGAUUCCUCAGGUCCUCUUCAAAUUGAUCGAUUCACCUUGCUCGCUGUGCAUCUUUCCCCUUAUGUACCUGUCGGAUUAAUUUCGAAAAUCAUAAGUCAGCUUACCGCAGCCGCCCUACUUUCACUCUGCAAGUACUGGGUGGUUUUGCAAGCAACUGUUGUAAUUCGUGAUUCAUACGUCGUCUCACACUCCUUCUUCCAUAUGCCGAAGAUCGUUUGCAACACCUUCCAUUUGCUAACACUUCGUGGCCGUAGAGGACAACCGCCCUAAUGAGCGUUUUGUAGACGGUUGACUUCGUGCGGUAGUGCACUUUGUUCGACCGGAAGGCUUUUAGAAGAAAGCUCGAUUACUUACUAGAAUACUCUGCCCUAUUCUGCGCGGCGUGUGACGUGAGGUGACUAAACUCACCUCACUUAACAUGACUUUUUUCACUCGAUUCUUAGAGUCGACUCGGGUGAGGUGAGAUUCUCCAUUGUGGUUAAAUGGGCGUCUCACGUCACCCGAAGUGACUCUUCAGAAUUGGGUGAGAAAAGUCACGUAGAGUGAGGUGAGAUAAGUCGUCUCACGUCACACGCCGCGUAGAAUAGGGCCGACUCUCUCAUUAUCGGCAGUGAUCCCAACUACACGAACUCAUCAGCUACCUCGAUAUCGCCGUCAUCAAUCGAUAUACUCGGUUGAAGGCGUUAUGCUUUUUCCUUCGAUUCCAUCGAUGAGAGGCCCCAAAAUUGAUUUUUCAGCGG
Messenger RNA from Topomyia yanbarensis, 3511 nucleotides. RefSeq names its product growth hormone-regulated TBC protein 1-A. NCBI's taxonomy places the organism in Eukaryota, Metazoa, Arthropoda, Insecta, Diptera, Culicidae. The record is from RefSeq and is a predicted model, not a curated record. The transcript has 5 exons. The coding region runs from base 888 to 1889 and encodes 333 amino acids.